Molecule: messenger RNA, 519 nt
Organism: Rotaria sp. Silwood2
Lineage: Eukaryota; Metazoa; Rotifera; Eurotatoria; Philodinida; Philodinidae
Source: the annotation of a GenBank genome assembly
AUGGAUAAAACCAAUGAAAAACAACAAACUAAAGCGAAUAUUAUCAAUCCAACGCAUGAUCAAAUGAUACAACACCUUUAUCGUGCUAACCAAGUUGCAAAACGUGCAUUACAGUUUGGUCAUCAUCCUUUUGGUUGUGUACUUGUCGCACCAGACAAUGAAACUGUUUUGAUAGAACAGGGUAACAUUGAUACAGUUAAUCAUGCUGAAUCAACACUUGCUCGAAUUGCUUACACUAAUUUUUCUCCGGAUUAUCUUUGGGGAUGCACACUUUAUACGACAUUUGAACCGUGUGCUAUGUGUACAGGUACAUUGUAUUGGGCCAAUAUUGGACAUGUUGUUUUUGGUGCAACAGAAAAACGUUUACUCGAACUCACUGGCAGUAACGAGAAAAAUCCGACACUUGAUAUUCCUUGUCGUUACGUCUUUGAUCAUGGCCAGAAGAACGUUAAAGUAUCGGGUCCAUUUUCUGAAAUUGAAGAUGAACUUAUCGAAUUACAUAAAGGAUUUUGGAAAUAA